AUAACUAUGAAGAAGCCACCAAAUUAACUUUGUAUGCUAUUGACAUGUACGAUGGAAGUGCACUUUGUUUCUAUCGUUUAGGUAGAAUAUAUUGGGCCAUGGGAGAUCAAUACCGUAAAGACAAGAACCACGCAUAUGCACAGUUCAUUCAGUCAGUAAAACUUGACCCACACUUUGCAAAAUCGUUUACAUACCUCGGACAUUAUUAUCGAAUUAUCGAGAAUGAUCAUGUGCGCGCAAAAAAAUGCUAUCAAAAAGCAUUUUCGAUUGAUGCUCGUGAUGAGGAAGCAGGGUCGGAAUUAAGUGAAUAUUUCCAAUCGGAGGGUGAAGAAAAUAUUGCAGAGGGUAUAUAUCGUACUGUAAUUAAAGCAAAUUGUAAGGCCGGAUGGGCGUGGAAGCGACUAGGGUUUGCGGAGUUGGCUAAAGGAAAUUAUUUAGAAGCAAUAACAGAUUUCCAGACCGCUUUGAGAACUGAUGCUAAGGAUAUCCGUUGCUGGGAAGGCCUUGCAGAAGCUUAUCGUCGUGAAGGUCGAUAUACGGCAUCAAUGAAAGCUUUUUUACGGGCAACAGAGUUGGAUCCUUCAUCAGUAUAUGCACAUUAUCAGAUUGCUACAAUAAAGCAAAAAUUGGGCAUGUAUAAUGAUGCAAUCAUCCAAUACAAUUUGACUCUCGAAAAAGCGGAGUCUAAAGGUGAACAUAAUCACAUGCCGUCGUUAGAGGGUCUUGGGGAUUGCUAUUUGUCUUUAUCCAAGGAAUAUUUUCACACCGGAUUUUAUGGUUGUGCAGCUGAAUCAUUAGGUCUUGGUAUCGCAGUAAUAGCACGUGCUAUAGAGACAAACAGCAAAUAUCAGUGUUUCUGGAAAUUAAUCGGUGAUUUUUGCACCAUCUCGACGUCAUUGCCAAAUUAUUUAUAUUUGAUACCCUUGGCUCUGAUUAAAAGUCUUAUCGGAAUUGCCAAACAACUGGAUGUAGAUGCUAAAUUACAUCUUCCCAAAGAUAUUGAUAAUAUUGAGCUUAGCCUAAAUUCUGAUGGAGCCAGUUUAAUAAAUUCUGAUAGGCUUCGAAUCAUUUUAAUUUGUGGCUGUCUUUCAUACAAAUACGCCAUAAUAUUAAGUAGAAAUCGACCCGAUACUGCUCCUGCAUUGUGGUAUGAUCUGGGUGUGGCCUAUUAUAAGUCGUAUGAACAUUAUUCUAAAAAUAUUGGAGAAAAUAUAGAUAAUCAUAUCUACGAAACAUCAGCAGCAAAUUAUUUGAGUGUUGGAAUUAGGUGUAUGAAGAUAGCAUUGAAAUUUGAACCAACGAAUUUCCAAUUUUGGAAUUCGCUUGGCAUCAUGACUCUUUUGGCAGACACCAAAAUUAGCCAACACGCGUUCAUUAAGGCAAUUGAAUAUUCUCCAAAAAGCCCCGUUCCGUGGACAAAUCUCGGGCUCCUAUAUUUGUUACAUUCCGAUUUAGACCUUGCCAAUCAAGCAUUUUCAACGGCUCAAUCCCUUGAUCCGGAUUAUGCGCCUGCAUGGGUUGGACAAGCUUAUGUCGCAAAUCUAUGGGGAAGUAAUGAGGCUGCUGAAUUGUUUGAACAUGCUUAUGAAAUUAGUGGUGGUGGUCAUUCGCUCGAAGCGGAUUAUGGUUUUGCAUAUCAGGCAUUUACACGCUACAAAAAUUCGCCAUCAAUACACAAAAAUUUGUUAAUGUCACCCACUUUUGCAUUACAAAAACUUUCAGAACAAAGACCGGAUGAUGCAGCAUCAUUAAAUUUAUUAGGCUUAUUAUUUGAACGGCUUAAUCGACCAGAUAGAGCUGUUGAUGCAUUCACUGAUGUGAUCGUUGCAAUUAAAAAAUCAAUUCAAAAGGAACAGCAGUCAGCAACAUUACAUAAAGAUUCGCAGGAAAAAUCACUAUCAAACCUAACAUUAUUAUUGCGAAGGCUUGCAUACGCGCAUGGAAAUCUUGGGAGAGUACUAUGUGCAACACGUAAUUUCUCCGAUUCAAUCACGGCAUAUACGGAAGCUUUGGAAUUAAUUGAGCAACAAGAGAAUGGUUCAUCAACUUCAAUUAUAUCGUUUAGAAUAUAUACAAUGUUAGGAACGGGACUUGCUUAUUAUUUUAACGAUGAAUUAGAAAAUUCUCUUCAAAUGUUUGAAUCUGCUCUCAACGCAGCUGAUAAUCCUGAACAGGAAUCAAGCGUUGCAGAAAUUAAGAAUGAUGUGGUUGUUUUAGUAUCACAAGUACUUUGGGCAUUAGGUGGUGUCGAGCAUAAAAACUUGGCAAAAGAAGAAUUGUUUAGAUGUAUUUCACAAAAUCCACAACAUCUUCCUGCUAUAUUUGGUCUGUGUGCUAUAGGGCUAUUGCAAGGUGAUGAUACUCUAGCUACUGCAGCAUUAAAAGAGAUGGUUAAAUUACCUAUUAAAGUUGUUGAUAAAUUGGACAAAGGACGUGACAUAGAUUUCUUGUAUAGUAGAUACUUCUUGCUAAAGGAUUCACCCGAAGAAGCUACACAAUCUCUUUCUAAAUCAACUCUCCUUAGACCUCAUGAACUAAUCAAUUGGACAUGCUUAUCAAAUCAUCUUAUAUCUCUUUCGAUACCAUUUACUUCUACUUCAAUAGCUGGUUCCGCAAUGGAAUUAAUAUCAAACCCAUUGUCUUCCUUAUCUAGACAAUUGUCAACUAAAGAAAAAGCAAAGGUAUAUCAAAACUAUGCUUCGUCUUUGUUGAUUUCUAGACGAGCUUUUAAGCAAGACUUAGUUAUAACGGGAAAAGAUGUAAAAGAUAGCGUUUUAAUUAAAGAACCAUUUGAUAAUAAUGAGGAUGAUGGCUCCAAAGAUAGAAAAGGCAAAGAAGGCAAUAAGGAUAAAACGGGAAUCCAUAAAGAUUUAAAAGUUAAAUAUGAAAAACUUAGGUUAGAAGCAUUAGAAAUUGCUCAACGAGCUGUCAGAAUUGCACCAUGGGAUUUGGUUGGAUGGUCUUUACUUGCCAUGGCUUAUAAAGAGAGUGUAUAA
Dentiscutata heterogama is the source of this 2996-nucleotide messenger RNA. Lineage: Eukaryota; Fungi; Glomeromycota; Glomeromycetes; Diversisporales; Gigasporaceae. The record is from the annotation of a GenBank genome assembly.